Molecule: messenger RNA, 2820 nt
Organism: Rangifer tarandus platyrhynchus (Svalbard reindeer)
Lineage: Eukaryota; Metazoa; Chordata; Mammalia; Artiodactyla; Cervidae
Source: the annotation of a GenBank genome assembly
AUGGCUCACCAUAUUACAUUUCUUUGGAUAAUUUUGGUCCUGCUCCUUCAGAAUUCUGUAUUAGCUGAAGAUGGGGAAAUAAGAUCAAGUUGUCGUACUGCUCCGACAGAUUUAGUUUUCAUCUUGGACGGCUCUUACAGUGUUGGCCCAGAAAACUUUGAAAUAGUGAAAAAGUGGCUUGUCAAUAUCACAAAGAACUUUGACAUAGGACCGAAGUUUAUUCAGGUUGGAGUGGUCCAGUACAGUGACUAUCCUGUCCUGGAGAUUCCCCUGGGGAGCCACAAAUCGGGAGAGAACUUGAUGGUGGCCAUGGAGUCAAUACAUUACUUGGGAGGGAACACACGGACUGGAAAGGCCAUCCAGUUUGCCCUUGAUUACCUUUUCGCCAAGUCCUCACGAUUUCUGACUAAGAUAGCAGUGGUCCUUACGGAUGGUAAAUCCCAAGAUGAAGUCAAGGAUGCUGCCGAAGCAGCGAGAGACAGUGGGAUAACGUUAUUUGCCAUUGGCGUUGGGUCAGAAACAGAAGAGGCAGAACUUAAAGCUAUUGCCAACAAACCUUCAUCUACCUACGUGUUUUAUGUGGAAGACUAUAUUGCAAUAUCCAAAAUAAGGGAGGUGAUGAAGCAGAAACUUUGUGAAGAAUCUGUCUGUCCAACAAGAAUUCCGGUGGCAGCACGUGAUGAGAAGGGGUUUGAUAUUCUUUUAGGCUUGGGUGUAAAGAAAAAGGCUAAGAAGAGAAUUCAGCUUUCACCAACAAAGAUUAAAGGAUAUGAAAUAACAUCCAAAGUUGAUUUAUCAGAAUUCACAAGCAAUGUUUUCCCAGAAGGUCUUCCUCCAUCAUACGUAUUUGUCUCCACUCAGAGAUUUAAGGUCAAGAAAAUAUGGGAUUUGUGGAGAAUUUUAACCAUUGAUGGAAGGCCACAAAUAGCAGUUACCUUAAAUGGAGUGGAUAAAACAUUAUUAUUUACAACAACCAGCAACAUUAAUGGCUCACAAGUGGUCACCUUUGCUGACCCUCGAGUUAAGACAUUAUUUGAUGAAGGCUGGCAUCAAAUUCGUCUCUUAGUAACAGAACAAGAUGUAACUCUGUUUAUUGAUGAUCAACAAAUUGAAAACAAGCUCUUACAUCCAGUGUUAGGGAUCUUCAUCAGUGGGCAAACCCAAAUUGGAAAAUACUCUGGGAAAGAAGAAACUGUUCAGUUUGAUGUCCAAAAGCUACGAAUCUACUGUGACCCAGAGCAGAACAAUCGGGAGACAGCAUGUGAAAUUCCUGGAUUUAAUGGUGAGUGCCUGAACGGUCCCAGUGAUGUAGGUUCAACGGCAGCUCCCUGCAUCUGUCCUCCAGGAAAACCAGGACUACAAGGGCCCAAAGGUGACCCCGGACAGCCUGGGAAUCCUGGCUACCGUGGACAGCCUGGUCAAGAUGGUAAGCCUGGAUAUCAGGGAAUAGCAGGAUCACCAGGUGUUCCAGGAUCCCCGGGAAUACAAGGAGCACAAGGACUGCCAGGUUACAAAGGAGAACCUGGGAGAGAUGGAGAAAAGGGUGACCGUGGACUUCCUGGUUUUCCUGGGCUUCAUGGAAUACCAGGAUCAAAGGGCGCAAAAGGUGAAAAGGGGAAUGCUGGUUUUCCUGGCCUUCCUGGACGUGCUGGAGAACCAGGAAGACAUGGAAAGGAUGGAUUAAUGGGUAGCCCUGGUUACAAGGGAGAAGCAGGACCUCCAGGUGCUCCGGGGCAGGAUGGAUCUCGAGGAGAACCUGGAAUCCCAGGAUUUCCUGGAAACCAAGGAUUAAUGGGACAAAAAGGAGACAUUGGGCCUCCAGGACCGCUAGGGAAGAAAGGCGCUCCGGGAAUACCUGGUUUGAUGGGAAGCGAUGGUUCACCAGGUCAGCCUGGAGCCCCAGGAUCUAAGGGAAAUAAGGGUGAACCUGGACUUCAAGGGCUGCCUGGGGCUUCUGGGCUCAAGGGAGAACCAGGAGUGGUGGGUCCCCCAGGAGAGCCAGGAUACCUGGGUUUACCUGGAAUUCAAGGGAAAAAGGGGGACAAAGGAAAUCAAGGUGAAAGGGGCAUUCAGGGUCAAAAGGGAGAAAGUGGAAGACCAGGGAUUCCAGGAUCACAGGGAAUUCAAGGCCAUCACGGGGCAAAAGGAGAGAGAGGUGAAAAGGGAGAGACUGGUGCUAGAGGCGCCACUGGAGCCAAAGGAGAGUCUGGGGUGGACGGUCUGAUGGGGCCCCCAGGCCCCCAGGGGCCACCUGGGAAUCCAGGUCCUCCGGGCGCCCCAGGACUGGAUGGGAAACCCGGGAGAGAAUUUUCAGAACAGUUUAUUCGACAAGUUUGCACUGAUGUAUUAAGAGCCCAUUUACCUGUCUUACUUCAAAGUGGAAGAAUUCAAAGCUGUGAUCAUUGCCAGUCCCAGCACGGCUCCCCUGGUAUUCCAGGGCCACCUGGUCCCAUGGGCCCAGAAGGUCCCCGAGGAUUCCCUGGUUUGCCAGGAAGAGAUGGUGUUCCUGGAUUAAUGGGAGCUCCAGGACGCCCAGGUGCCAAAGGAUUAAAAGGCCUCCCUGGACGGAAUGGGGCAAAGGGGAGCCAAGGACUUGGGUACCCUGGAGCACAAGGUCCUCCUGGUCCCCCAGGUCCAGAGGGUCCCCCUGGAAUAAGCAAAGAAGGUCCUCCUGGAGACCCAGGCCUCCCCGGCAAAGAUGGAGACCAUGGAAAACCCGGAAUCCAAGGACAGCCAGGCCCCCCGGGCAUCUGUGAUCCGUCGCUCUGUUUUAGUGUCAUCGUUGGAAGAGAUCCAUUUAGAAAAGGACCAAACUAUUAG